AUGGAGAGGAAGGAACAAACCUUGACCUUCUACAGUCCUGAGGUCACCAAAAUAAAAGGGGACCGGAAAUACCAAAGGCCUACCCUUCCCACCAACAAGCACUCGAUGCCAGCCCAGAAGCGGCAGCAGUAUGUGGAUCAGGCAUACACCUACACCCGGAUGUUCGGUGGCAGCCUCUCUGGCUUUAGCCUCCUGGUGCUGAUCUGCACAUCCCCACUGAGCUGGGUGCAGUUCCUGGUGACCAACAAUGGCCUUGAGCUCAACGCAGGACUCUGGACCUUGUGCAAGCAUGAGCUGUGCUGGAGCCACGCACCCAAGCCACCCUAUUACCUCCAGUAUUCCAGGGCCUUGUUCAUCAUCUCCAUCCUCUGCAUGCUCACUGGCCUUGCCUUGCUCCUCAACUCUUGCCGCCCUGCUGAAGGAAUCGUGUCCUCUAAGUUGGAUCUGAGGGUGUCCAUCCUCAACUUCUGCUCAGCUGUCUGCUUGCUCCUCUGCCUCAACCUGUUUCUGGCCCAGGUGGAAUGGUACACAAAGAGCACCAUGGAUUCAGAGUUCCUGUGGGCCUAUUACCUUAAUUGGUGCAGUGACAUCUUGUGUAUCUGUGCUGGAAUCAUCUCUUUCCUCAACUACAUAACUUUCCAAUCUCAUCCUCCUGAUGAAAGUGUCAGUAUGAUCCCACCGCAGAAGUCCAGGCUGAGCUUCGGUCCAGGGCCAACAACACCGCCCGCUACAGCUGGAAAGUCAAGUUCUGAGGUGGAACUUGUGCACCCCGUGCAUACAGUGCCUGGAGAAGCUAGAAGAGAGAGUUGAAUCCCCUGGAACUGGAGUUUUAGACUCUUGAGAACUUCUGCGGAUGCUAGAAACUGAAUUGGGG
Chionomys nivalis (European snow vole) is the source of this 874-nucleotide messenger RNA. It is a transcript of the gene Tmem202, whose product is annotated as transmembrane protein 202. Bases 1 to 810 code for a protein of 269 amino acids. Gene Ontology annotation, cellular component: plasma membrane. The transcript has 6 exons. Lineage: Eukaryota; Metazoa; Chordata; Mammalia; Rodentia; Cricetidae. The record is from RefSeq and is a predicted model, not a curated record.